AUGGCGUCAGCCGAGUUCUUAGAGCAAGCUUUGUCUACAGACGUUGAUGAGAACGCAGUUAACGCGAUUGUUGGUUCGCUUGAAAAUCAAUUAGUGACGUCCGUCCCUUCACUACCAUCACAGAACAACAUAGUAAAUGUUAUUCCCAGUCAAGUUAACAUUACUUCGAGUGCAAGUUCUAUUAUUGGUGUUCCGAAAUACAACACGGGCCGUGUCAGUGAUGGUGAAGUAGAGAGUGUAAACUUUCAUUCAUCUAGUUCUAACAGUUUAUCUUUCACAAUCGUGCAAUCUUCUCAAUCAAAUUUUGUGUCGCAAAACUUGACUCAAACAAAUUCAAACGCUAGUGAGCAAUUAAAAGUGAUAUACUCUCAGACUCAUACAUUGCCUAAUUCUACAAGUCGAGUGACUUUUCCUGCUCAAUCUAUAGCGAACGGGUGCCUUAGUUUAUCAUCGCCUCAAAAUCAUAUUAUCCACACAAUUUCACAAAGCGGUGUUCCACAGUCUGGAGCAAAAACACUAACCAUGCAGCCUCCAUUAGUAAUUAAACAGGGAACGACUACAGGACAAGUGGGUAUGCAACCUGGAAUGGUUACAGUACCCAUGACAGUUAAUUCCAGUAUGCCUACUUCCAUACCCAAUGUUAUGACAAUCAAUAAACCUGGACAAAAUGUUGUGGUUACCACUCAGAAUUUAGGAUCGGGUCAACCUACGAUUUUACCCAAUGUACAAAUAUUGAAUAUGAGACCUGGAGCUCCAACUGUAGCGGCACAGAAAUCUGUAGCGACAGUGUCACCCAGGGUUGUGAUUGGAACACAACAAGUAGUUGGAGCAAGACCAGCGGCACCUGGUAUAACGCUGCAAACACUGCAAAGUCUACAGCAAGGGCAGCAGGGUCAUUUGUUGUUAAAGACUGAGAAUGGUCAAUAUCAACUGUUGAGGGUUGGUCCGGCUCCUGCUGCCAGCAACCUUACGGCGCCGCAGCCACAGACCCUCCGGCUGUCAACUGUGCCGGCACAUCCCGGCGUAGCGACAGUUUCCACAAGUGUUGCAGCACCAGGACCAAUGCCUGGACAAAUGCCAACUGGUCCUGUGGCGGCACCAGUAGCUGUUUCUACUAGCAUGCCAACUGCCACUCCGGCACCACAGCCACCUACUGUUACAACUCAAAAACCAUCGGACAACACAAAAGAAAAGUGCCGCAACUUCCUCGCGAACCUGCUCGACCUCUCUAGCAAGGAGCCAAAGUCUGUUGAGAGGAGCGUGAGAAACCUCAUCCAAGAGCUUAUAGAUGCACAGGUAGAACCGGAAGAAUUCUGCGAUAGGCUUGAACGGUUGCUGAAUGCCAGCCCUCAACCAUGCCUUAUUGGGUUUUUAAAGAAAAGUUUACCACUGCUGAGACAGUCUUUAGUUACCAAAGAAUUGGUGAUUGAAGGAAUAAACCCACCUGCAGCUCAUGUGGCUUUUUCCACAAUUCCUGCGCCUACACCGCAGGUGAUAACAGCUUCCAGCGUGCAAUUGCAGAAACCAGUACCAAAGCCCGGUGGCACUAUUGCUGUGCUGCAGAAUAUACCUGUUCACACUAAGAUAAAUGUGAGCAAAGUAGGCAAAACAAUGACCGUGAAUAGUAAGGCCAAUUUCGCUCGUCCUGCGUUACCAUCUGCAGCACUUUCCACUGUGCUUACUCCAGGAAAAUCACUUUUGAAGGAGAAAGAAAAGAAAUCCUCAAUACAGUUUUCAUCGCAGCCUUAUGUAGAUGACAAAAUGGCUGGUGAUGAUGAUAUCAAUGAUGUUGCAGCUAUGGGUGGAGUGAAUUUGGCUGAAGAAACCCAGAGAAUUCUUGGAUCUACAGAAAUGAUUGGAACACAAAUUAGGUCAUGCAAAGAUGAGUACCUAGUACCAAUGAGCUUAAUGCAAGCUAGGUUAAAAGCUAUGGCCCUUAAGCAUGGUCUUGACGAACCUUCUCCUGAAGUAGCAGGCCUUCUGAGCCAUGCAGUUCAUGAGAGGCUCAAAAAUAUUGUGGAAAAGUUGGCAGUUAUCGCGCAGCACAGGAUUGACUUGUUGAUCAAGACUGAUAGUCGUUACGAAGUUACGCAAGAUGUAAAGGGGCAACUAAAAUUCUUGGAAGAAAGAGAUCGCGUUGUAAAGAAGAGACGUGAGGACUCGGAAAGAGAGAUGUUAAUGCGUGCUGCCAAGUCACGUUCGAAGAAUGAAGAUCCCGAACAGGCGAAGUUAAAGGCUAAGGCGAAAGAAAUGCAGCGUGCGGAGUUGGAGGAGGUACGGCAGCGUGAGGCGAAUCUAACGGCUCUGCAGGCUAUUGGACCCCGUAAAAAACCCCGUCUUGGCGAGGGACCUGGAGGUUCAGGUGAUGCAGUUUCUAAUGGCAGUGGACAUACCGGAAAUGGUUUUACUGGAAGGAGUCAGCUGGCUCUUAGAACGCGCAUUAAGCGAAUAAAUCAUCGCGACAUGAUUUAUCUUUUGGAGCAAGAACGGGAAACAGCACACUCACCAAUGCUUUUCCGAAGUUAUUUGAAGUGA
Molecule: messenger RNA, 2535 nt
Organism: Parnassius apollo (apollo)
Lineage: Eukaryota; Metazoa; Arthropoda; Insecta; Lepidoptera; Papilionidae
Source: the annotation of a GenBank genome assembly